Closterium sp. NIES-67 is the source of this 902-nucleotide messenger RNA. The record is from the annotation of a GenBank genome assembly. NCBI's taxonomy places the organism in Eukaryota, Viridiplantae, Streptophyta, Zygnematophyceae, Desmidiales, Closteriaceae.
GGUUCCCCACAUGGUGGAGCAGGGUACUGGCAAGAUUGUCAACAUAGGGUCGGUGUCAGCGUGGAUCACCACCCCCUUUGCUGGCACCUACUGCGCGGCCAAGGCAGCGGUGCACAACAUCUCCCAUGCGCUCAGGAUGGAGCUGAAGCCGUUUGGAAUCCAAGUCAUGCUCGUUGCCCCAGGGGCGAUCAGGUCCAACUUUGGCGGUAACUCAUCCUCGUCAGUCUCCCACCUGCAGCUGAAGAUCUACACUCGCACGAUUCGAGAAGGACGUGAAGCGGACCGAUACCGGGUUCCUGGCGAUAGCAACAGAGGUGGAGAAGGACGGAGAGAAAGCCUCGGAAACUCCAGAAAAAAUCAAGGAAUUACUGAAGGAGUUCCAAGACAUUCUUCGGACGAUCUUCCGAACGAGUUACCGCCAUACCGAACGCAUCAACACGAGAUCGUGGAGGAACCGGGUUCGAAGCCGACCUUCCGAGCACCAUAUCGGCUCAGCCCUACGGAGCUGACUGACAUGAAAAAACAGAUCGAGUAUCUCCUAACCAAAGGACUCAUCCGGCCAUCCACUUCGCCGUACGGUGCCCCAGUACUCUUCACACCGAAACCGGACGGAAGCCUGCGCAUGUGCAUCGACUACCGAGCCUUAACAAGCAGACCAUCAAGAAUAAAUAUCCGAUACCGCGAAUCGAUGACCUGCUUGACCAGCUUCGGGGAGCUACGGUAUUUUCCAAACUGGAUGUGCGGUCCGGAUACUGGCAGAUACGGAUGGCGGACAACUCUAUCCACAAACUGCUUUCCGAACUCGGUACGGAUCGUACGAGUAUUUUGGUCAUGCCGUUCGGACUCACCAACGCGCCGGCAACGUUCCAAGCCGAAAUGAACCACAUUCUACGACCACUUCU